This is a messenger RNA of Parnassius mnemosyne (clouded apollo), 2659 nucleotides long. Lineage: Eukaryota; Metazoa; Arthropoda; Insecta; Lepidoptera; Papilionidae. The record is from the annotation of a GenBank genome assembly.
GUCGUUGUAAAAUUUAGAGAUCAAGUAAAGGUCGAUUGAGCAAAUUACUGCAUUUUAUUAUUAAAAAGAGAUCAAAUUCCUAUUCAUGGUCCUAAAUCGAAGCCGGAUUUGAAAAAACGUAAUUGGACAAGAUAUUAUUUAGUGGAAUACGCUUGGGAAGUCUUAAAUAUUCGUUGUGGAAAUACCACCGAGGGAGUGAAGAUAUUUAACCAAGAAAUCUGGAGUCUUAUCCCCUUAGAUAUUGGACUAUUAUUUAAUUUAUUUAACCCAGCAGUCAUUAUCAGGUAGUAUUUUGUGUAAAUCGACUGCUAAUUUAUCAGUAAACGUGCCAACGGUGUCGUUCGGGCUGGCGCUGGGCUGGGUGUCGCUGGCGAGUGGUGAGGCGGCGGGAGCCGACGGUGGAGCGGAGGCGGUGGUGGCAGCCGUCACCACGUUCGCCGCCUCGUCGCUCGGCGUGCCCAUCAGCGCCAGUGCACUGCGCUACGGCAGGAAGUUUGCCGUUAUAGCUACUUCAUUCACAUUUGUAAUAUGCUGGUCUCUGAAACUAGUGGGCGGUCCGUGGUGCAUGGUGGCCGCGCGCACGGCGGCGGGGCUAGGCGCGGCCGGUGCCUGGGCGCUGGCACCGCUUCUGGCCAAUGAGAUGUGCAGCGCAGCGUGGCGCGGCGCAGCGGCGGCGGCUGUGGUGCCGGCGCACAACCUGGGCGUGCUGCUCAUGUACCUCGCCGCGGAUGCACGCCUACCGCACGCAACAGUGCUAUGGUGGUGCCUGGGGCUCUCGGUGAGCCACUGCUUUGUGUUCAUGCUGAUGCCUGAAUCACCCGCCUUCCUGGCUGCCAGCGGAAAACUUGAGACGGCGGAGCAGUCACUGCGCUGGUUGCGCGGCAGUCCGGGUGCGGGCGAGGCAGGGAGUGGAGCGGGGAACGCAGCGGGGAGCGGAGCAGGCACAGCGUCUCUGAAAAACGAGCUGGCCGCGCUGCCCGCGCCAGAUCUCCUCACCAGGUCUGCCUUCGCGCUAGCCAAGGACAUGUUGAGCGACAAGCGGCGGCGGCGCGCGUUCUUCAUCGGCGGCAUGGCGGUGGUGGGGCAGGAGGCGUGCGGCGUGCUCGCGCUGCUACAGUACGCCGAGCGCGUCUUCGUGCUCGCAGAGGGUGGCGAGGCAGGGGGCGAGGCGAGGGCUGCAGGGGACGCGGUGUUGAUGUCUCCAGCGCGGCACGCGGUUAUCUUGGGCGUCGUGCAGCUCGCAGCCUCCUUUAUUGCGCUCUAUCUUGUCGAACGGGUCGGCCGCAGGCCGCUGAUCGUGUGGUCGGCGUUGUGCACGGGUGCGUUCCUGGCAGCGGGCGCUGUGCUGGUGGCGUGGCCGCGGCUGCGUGUGGGCGGCGCGCGCGCUGCCGGCCUGGCGCUGGCCGCCGCCGUAGCCGCCGACUCCGCCGGCCUGCAGCCCGCACCCUACGCACUGCUGGCCGACAUGUUCCACUACGAGUUCCGCAGUUGCGCGCUGCUGCUGGUGACGGCGGCGGCGGGCGCGGGCAACGCGCUGGAGGUUUGCGUGUUCCCGCUGGUGGCGCGAGGCGGGGGCGGGCUGCGCGCUGCUAUCGCACUCGCCGCCGCUAUCACGCUCGCCUACGCGGCCUUCGCCUUCGCCGCGCUACCCGAAACGCGCCGCCGCACGCCCCAGCAGAUAUACGACGCGCUCGAGUACGACACGCCCGCGUGCAGAUUCGUCACGCUCUUCAAAAGAUUCACCAAGCGAAUUACGAACGAUUCUUCGUGCCCCGAGAAAGGGAAAUCCGAAACUAAUAAAUCCGAAAAACCUACAAUUCACAAACAAAACAGAAACCUUAAUCUUUACGCGCCGGAACAAAAUCGUGUGAACAGUGAGUUAGCUAACAAAAGUGAUGUGACGUUACACACUAAUACCAAUAAUGAGACGGAAAAUACCAAUAUGUGAUAACAGUGCCUUAAUAACUUGUACUAAAUAAUUUUAUCGCAAACAUGAUUAAGUAUCCAUUGUGUACCUACAUUUUAAUGUAAAAAAUUUCAAACAUUAAUAAUACAAUCACAUUUGAAAAAGUUUUGUAUUUACAUAAUGUAAUCAGUAUCUACACAGAAACAAAAUUACUGUCCAUACUUGUACAAGGUUUUCAGUUAAAACAUAUUCUUUUAUUUCGGAUAUUUGCUUGUUACUUUAUUAGAUACAUGAAAUCCUUAAUAUCGUACCUAGUAGCAACAGUGUAAGAAUAUCUACUGCCCCAAAUCAUGCCGCAGGUGUCGCUGGUGUUGAAAAUGCAGACAGACAGCAGCACCUUCCUGAUAAAAUAUCCACCUAUAAGACAUUCCACGGGGGAGAACUAUGUUCAGCAGUGCACUUUUGAUAGGCUAUUACUAUGAUGGUGGUGAUGAACCUUAAUAAAAUCUAUAUUUAUAUAUGGCACGUGCACAAUUAAAAAAAAUAUAAUUUUUAAAUCCCAAUACUGAAUUGCGCAAUCCAAAUGUAAAAAAACAUUGCGAGCAUAUUAUGUAACUUAUUAUAUAAGUAAUAAUUAACAGCUUGCAAUUUGUGUAUAAUAUAAUUGUAAGAGCCACAAUUGACUAUUUUUUUAAAAGUUUUAUAUCGUUAGAUCUAUAGAUUGAAAUUGAUACAAUUAAAUUGAAAUUAUUC